Messenger RNA from Aspergillus melleus, 1446 nucleotides. RefSeq names its product IFRD domain-containing protein. Lineage: Eukaryota; Fungi; Ascomycota; Eurotiomycetes; Eurotiales; Aspergillaceae. The coding region runs from base 1 to 1446 and encodes 481 amino acids. The transcript has 2 exons. The record is from RefSeq and is a predicted model, not a curated record.
AUGCCUGACUUGCGUCGACAAGUCUUCGAGAGCGGCAAGACAAUCUCUCGCAAGGCUGCCUCGCGCGAAGGGUCUCGUCGCACUUCACGAGCCAACUCUACUCCGAAUUCUCGACAAUCCUCUCAGAACCCAAGUAGACAUGCAUCGGACGAAGAGGAUGCUGGCAAUCUGAGCGACGAUACUGCCUUGAGUAUUGGCUCUCUGGAUGAUCUGACUGAUAACCCGGAAAUUGACAACGCCAACUGGGCGGAAGAGCUUGGUGACGUCGUCGAGGACAUUCUAGAUCGGAAGCGCAGCAGUAUCUUGAGUCGCGAAGAAGCUUACGCCGCAUUCUGUCGCCUGUCCAAAGGACAUUACAUCGAAGAGCAGAUUCGCUUCCGGGCAAGUGAUCUUUUGGCCGCCUUUUGCCGCAGCGUCAAGUUUGAGAACAGCGUGCGCGAGACCACUUUGGCACUCCGCGCCCUCGAGCUCCUCGCGAUCACUGCGGUCGACAACACUAUCUACGAGAAUGUCGAGCCGCUACUCACUCGUGCGAUCAGGGACUCGACCUCCCACGUUGUCAAGGCCGGCGCCAUUCAUUGUCUCGGCACAUGCACCAUGUUUGGAGGCGCCGGCGAAGGCGGCAUCCUAGACCAAAUGACCUUCCUUUUGGACAUUGCAGCCUCCGAUGGACAGUCCAUCGAAGCUGGCGAUGACCCGGGAAGCGUCACGGCGGCUCUCCAAGAAUGGGGUGCCAUGGCGACCGAGAUCGACGAUCUGGAGGGCGAAAGUGAGGACGCCAUUCAGAUUUUCAUGGACCAGCUGAACAGCGGCGACUUGUCGGUUCAGAUCGCCGCAGGCGAGAACAUCGCGCUUCUGUACGAGAAGAGCUACACCCCGCAGGAGGAUGACGAAGAUAGCGAAGAAAGCCAGGAAGAAUCAGACGAGGAGUCGUUCAUGAGCGCUCAGGGCGAACGAGACGGUCCCAAACUGAUCAAACGCUACAACGCAUACCACAACACCCACGAGUUGGAGAGUCAGCUCCAAUCACUAGCCACGAUACACAGCAAGCACAUCAGCAAGCGAGACAAGAAGAACCUGCACAGCAACUUCGCCUCGAUCCUGACCACGGUCGAGAACCCUCGCCGAGGACCCAUGUACAACACGGCCAUCGACCAAGAAACUAACCGCCAUUACGGCAGCAAGCUCACCGUUAAGAUCGGCCGCCAGGGCGUUAUGAACAUCGACCGCUGGUGGAAAUGGAUCCGACUCAACUCCCUGCGUCGCAUCCUCCAGGGAGGCUUCGCGCAGCAUUACUACCAAGGCAACCGCGCGGUCCUGGACAGCCUUCCCGUCAUGGUCCGUCAAAGCACGCCGGCCGAUCGAGACCGAAGCAUGGCCAAGAAAGCGGCCAAAUCGCGCAACAACCGACGAUGGGCCGUGCAUCAACAAUCGGAUGAAGAAUAA